AUAGGAAGCAAGUGAGGGGAGACCAUGGGGGAGACCAGUAAGCAUGAUAUAAUGUACCCACAGUUGAGGAUAUGAUGGAUUAACACGUACUGGGACCAGGUUCAGGUAAAAAUGUAAUUGAACAGAAAGUAAUGAGACCCUGCAUCAAGCUGAGCGGAGGUGAACUCUGUCGUGAAUCCACCAGGGCUGACUGGAGAUCACGCGCAGGACAGGUUCUUCUUUGGACUUUUAUAGAAGUGAAUGGGAGACUGAGUGGAUAUUUGUAUGUGUAUACAAAAUGCAGUGUGGCCUUAUCUUUGCCACCACUACCAAACAGCUGUGUAGUGGUGGGGCUGUGUCGGCGGCAGGCUGACGGAGAGAAACAAACUUACAGGAACAAGGAAGUCCCGCUUUAAAGUUUAUUAAACAUGGAGACGCCUUACGCCGGUUUCUACUUAACACCACUGUAAACACAAUCACGGGCUAAGAAAGAGGUGAAAAAACUGAAGCCAACAACAAGAGAGGAUUAGAAAAAAAUCUUUUUAACAGCAUGAUAAAAAUCAAUUCAAAAUCAAUGUGGCACCUUGGCACCAACGAAUUUACAACUUCUACACUAAGAAAGCUGCUAUUCACAAAAGGAGGAAGCAUAGAAGACACUUUUCACUACCUAUGUGUAUCCGUCUGGCCUUCUGUGUACAGAUAUCCUUUAUUUCCCGUCUUUUUCAAUGCUGCCACCAGAAGAUAUAAUGAAGAGACAAUCGAAUAUUGUAAAGAUGAGUCUGUCACAGACGGGUUUCCGUUAGAGGCCUCCCAGGCGUUUGGUCGUCAUUUACGAUUGGCAGGUGAUAAAUUAUGGCAUGGAAAGAUAAAGUAUGUUCGCCAGCCAUCUUACACUUCAAACUUGGUCAUGCACUUUAAGGCCAUCAUUCCUUCUGCUGCUGGCUUUUUACUCAAUACCUUUUGUACAAAUGGUUGGAUUUACUUUUAUGCCCUGGACAAAAAAAACUUUAGGCUUCUUGUUAGGUCUGAGCAAAGCUCAGUCACAAACACCCUGCCAGCCCAUUCUCACCUCCUACAAUCCCCAGAAUGCUUUAGGAGCAGGAGAGACUCUAGCUGCCUGCCUCGCUCUCACAGCCUGCCUUCACUGAGUCAGAUAACGUCUGCAAAGAACAAGAGCUUAACACGAGCUGAAAGCUUACCUGACAUGCUGCUAACAAACAGCUUUGAGGAGUUUACACCUGAAAUGACUGCUGAUGAAAACGAUGAAACCUACAGGUUCCAGUGCUCCUGCCCAGGCCUGUACCAGUGCAGUGUGACAGGCCUGGUGUUUCACAUGGAGGGAGAAGGGGACGUGGUUUACAGGAUUGUCCCUUGGAACAGGAGGCUACUGGCCCAGCAUCACAAGAAGCCUGCAGGACCCCUGUUUGACAUCAACUGUCUGCAGCAGUCUGUGUGUCAGCUUCAUCUCCCACACUGUGAGAUCCGCUCCACAGGUGGAUGUGAUUUCUUGUCAGUUGCUCAUGUGAACGAUGAGGGCAUUGAGUUUAUCAGCCCUCACAAGGUAACAGAAACUCAUGUUAUCAUAAACAUCACAGGGUUUUCUGCUUUCGGAGUGCCAGUUAAUGGUACACGAACAACACUGAUGGGAAAAGACGACACAGAGAUCCAGAGGACCAACUGA
Epinephelus moara (kelp grouper) is the source of this 1660-nucleotide messenger RNA. RefSeq lists its product as uncharacterized. The record is from RefSeq and is a predicted model, not a curated record. The transcript is spliced from 3 exons. NCBI's taxonomy places the organism in Eukaryota, Metazoa, Chordata, Actinopteri, Perciformes, Serranidae. Bases 530 to 1660 code for a protein of 376 amino acids.